AUGAGCAAUGCACUUUUGGGCUUCUGGACUACCUUACUCGUCGCAGUCCUCUCCAGCGCCGGCAUCAGCACCAACGCCAGUAUUGGCGCCGACAUUUCCACCGACAUUUCCACCCAGGCUGGCGCCCAGACUUCCGCCGAGGUUGGCGCCGACGCCUGCGCCAGCAUUACCACCAAGACCAGCAGAUCCACCAAGAAUACCACCGACAUUGGUUCCAGCGUUGGCUCCAGCAUUGCCUCCCAGGUUGCCACCAACAUUGGCACCAACGCCUGCAUCAGCAUUGCCGCCGACGCCCGCAUCAGCUCCAACACCUGCACCAGCAUUACCGCCAAGACCAGCAAUUCCACCAAGGAUGCCUCCAACAUUGGCUCCAGUAUUACCUCCCAGAUUGGCACCAGCGUCAGCUCCAACACCUGCAUUUCCACCAAGGUUGCCUCCAAGGUUUCCACUGGCAUUUGCUCCUCCACCAACGUCAGCACCAGCAUUACCACUAACACCACCUCCAACAUUGCCUCCAACAUCACCACCAACGUUGGCACUACCAGAGAUAUCCCCAGUUCCACUAGUGCCAACAUCACCACCGAGAUUGGCACCACCGGAGACAUCUCCACCAGCAUCAGCUCCAGCGGUGCCACUAGCACCAGCAUCACCACCAAUAUUAGCACUUCCAGAGGCAUCCCCUCCAACACUGCCUCCAACAUCACCACCGACGUUGGCACCACCGGAGACAUCUCCGCCAGCGCUGAGAUCACCACCGGCAUUGACGCCACCGCUAAGAUCUCCACUUCCACUGGCACCAACGUCAGCUCCAGCGUUGCCACUAGCAUCAGCAUCACCACCGACAUUGGCACUACCGGAGGCAUCCCCACUAACAUCACCACUAACGUUGGCACCACCAGAGACAUCUCCGCCAGCGCUGAGAUUACCACUUCCACUUACUCCAGCAUCAGCUCCAGCAUCACCACUGGCGCCGACAACACCGCCAGCGUUGACACCUCCUCCAAGGGUGGCAUUACCAGAAACAUCACCACCAAUAGUAGCUGCUCCUCCAACGUUGGCGUCACCGCUGAUAUCUCCACUGCCAGAUGCACCCAAGUUGGCCCCAGCAUCACCGCUUGCACCAGUGUUUGCGCUGCCGCUGACAUCUCCUCCAGCACUGGUUUCUCCACUAACAUCUCCACUGCCUGUGGCACUGACGCCAGCUCCAGCAUCACCACUGGCAUCUCCUCCAACCUCAGCACUUCCGCUGGCGUCUCCACUGCCGCUGCCACCAACAUCAGCUCCGGCAUCACCGCUAGUACCAACGUUGGCACCUCCACUGAUAUCUCCGCUGCCGCUGGCACCAACAUCUGCGCCAGCGUCACCAGUAGCACCAGCAUUCGCGCCUCCACUGACACCCGCACCGGCAUUGGCACCACCGCCAACGUUAGCGCCAACACUACCACCACCACUGACGCUUCCGCUGACACCACCGCUGACACUGGCGCCAGCAGAGGCACUGGGGUUGGUUCCGAAGCUGACACUCACGCCAACACCGUGGCCGUUCUCACAUUUCUCACAGACGCUGGUAGUCACACUAACAGCACCGCUGCUAGUAGCACUGCCAGAAGCCUCACAAGCCUCACAAGAGACCCUAGAGUGAACCGCGCGGUGAUUUUACCCUAA
Molecule: messenger RNA, 1665 nt
Organism: Aspergillus oryzae RIB40
Lineage: Eukaryota; Fungi; Ascomycota; Eurotiomycetes; Eurotiales; Aspergillaceae
Exons: 2
Coding region: 1-1665 (554 amino acids)
Source: RefSeq, a predicted model, not a curated record